Molecule: messenger RNA, 725 nt
Organism: Tilletiaria anomala UBC 951
Lineage: Eukaryota; Fungi; Basidiomycota; Exobasidiomycetes; Georgefischeriales; Tilletiariaceae
Exons: 1
Coding region: 247-621 (124 amino acids)
Source: RefSeq, a predicted model, not a curated record
CAGCGCCAGUACCCCGGCGGGCAGGUGCACAGUGGAAUACUAGCAUGGCAUGGCACCGCACGGCAUGGCGGGCGUGUGCGGUAUGUACAGAUGCGAUGUGACUGCUGCCAGGCUGCGGACGAGGGUUUGAAAGAGUAAAAAAGGGGGGUGAUGCGAUGCGAUGCGAUAAUAUGCGAUACGAUGCGACGGCACGAUAAAAGUGCUUCUGCCAAUGCUGCUGCGUGUACAAAGAUACCGUGCUGAGGAAUGUAUGUCGUGUAUGUGCGUGUGCAAGUGUGCGCUCCCUUUCCCCUCCCCCCACGCGCGCAAGGCGCCAAAACGCGUUGCGCACUGCGUGUGUCGCAAGUUGAAAGUCGCCUUGCUCGAUUUAGCAGUUUGAUGCGAACCGGGUCCAGUCGAUGCUGCGACGCGCGAUGGACGUCCGCACCGCCGACCCCUCCUGCCUUGCUUCCCCUUUCCCGUUCGAGUUCUGGUCGUGCACGCGCAGCUCCAUGUCCAUUUGCUCAGCGGCGGCCUCCAAAACGUCCGUAUCCCUGUUUCCGCGCGCCACCGUCUGUCCUGUUUGUGCAGACACGUCCUGCACUCUGCCGCCGCCGCCAGCGACCUCGAACAAUGGCAUGACGCACGGCCGGCCGUGCGCGCAUUGGAACGGGAAGCGCGCCGUGCUGAGCUGCUGCACGAGCCUGCUGCACUGACUGUGCGUUAGGCUGUCGUUGAACACUGAG